UUUCAAGUUUUAGAUUUAUAAUAAAUACCAGGCUAUGUUUUUUGCUUAAUUAUAGGCUGUAGUUUUGUUUUUUUGAAUCUUUUGAAUCUACAAUUUUGGCCACAUGAGCAAAAGUUUGAUCAUUAUUUCUUCCUGCUGCGUGUUAAGAGGGAUCCCAUCCAUUUAGUAGAACGUUGGAACCGCUCCCAUCUAAAAUCUGAUUUAUCCAACAUGUUUAUUGACCAUUUUAAUAUUUUACAUGUGAACCAAACAUAAUUCUGUCACUUUCAGCAUCUUUAAGAAACUUAGGAAUAUAAAUAAUAGAUUUUUCUUUAUUUCCUGAGGUUCUGACGGUUCUGAUUGAGCCUCUUGCUACUAAAUAUAGCAGUGAGAUAAUUUGACCUACUUGGUGUCUAAUUAUUGAAACUAAUUACAACAGAGGGAAGAUGGAGAUGAACAGACAGGGAGGCCGUCAGCCUUGAACACUGUAAUUAGCUGCUCCACAUUGUCGACACAUUUACCAACUGGAACUGUCCCAGUUUGGCACUGGUGAUGGAGGUGAACCCAAUUAACCACUAAAACUAAUUAUGGAGGACGGAGCUGAAGGACGGGUCAGCUGCUGGUCCAACACUCAGAGUCUAAAGUUUUUAUUUCAGAACCUUAAAGUCCAGUUUGGAUCUGCUUCACCAUCAGCUGAACAGGAAACACAAAACAAUUUAGAGGUAAAUAUUUCUCCUCUUCAGAGACUUGGACUGGAAAACGUUACACCAAGACCAAGAGGUUUCUUUAAAGAUUAUAAAAACUCUUAUUGGAUCCAUUUUAAUCAUCUGCAAUCUGCAACGUCUGUGGAGAAACUGGACACGUUUCAGCUUUUACCACCUUGAAGCCUGGAGUAACAUCAAUACUGCAAAUAAAACAUGACGACAGACCAAAGGAAAUGUAGAGAUACAAUAUAAUAUCAAACAGAUGGAAGCAAAAACAAUAUGAAGGACAAAACAACGAGGAAAAACAAAGAGUGAACAACAGGGAAAUAAAGAGGAGACGUCAACCUCCUGAACUAAAGUAGAAAAUGUUGCAUUAAAUAUUUGAUAGAAUCUACAUAUCCCCAAUAAACAUGUUGAGACUUGGAUUGAAAAAGGCAUUAAAGCAACACAAACCCUCCAAACAUCCAGCUGCUCUAAGAUCUUCAGAGUGACAGAAUAAAACAUGAAGGAUUCAUAAAAUGAGACAUAAUGAGGCCUUUUAUCUCUCAGCUGAUGCAGAACUCGGCUCAUUAUUUUCUGGGUUUCUGCGGAUGGAUUGUCCAGAACACAGAGAAUAAAAGAUAAAACGUUUCACAAACACACACUUCCCCUUCAUCUUCAAAGCAACACGUUCCUGCAGCGGCUGCAGGUAACCUUCAUCACCUGGUGACUCCUGAAGGGCGCAGCAGCGCUGGCGUCCUGCCAGCGUGGCAGGUGUGUGUGUGUGUGUGUGUGGAAGUGAGGGAGGGAGAAAGAGGCUGGGGGCGAACGAGAGAGGGAGAGAGAGAGGAGUGGGAGGAGAGCGGCGUCGCAGCGAGCGGAGCUGCAUUACUGCAGCCGCAGGAGUGUGUGUGAGUGUGUGUGUGUGAGGCUGCGUGGCGUCGUCAUGGUUCUGAUCGGAGCGGCCAUCAAAUCCGUCCUCAGAUUCCUGACCAGGACCACAGGUAGGAGACGCAGCCGUGACGAUGAGGAGGAGCAGAAACUGGCAGGGGACAGGGACAGCAAAUGGUCCGUUCACUACAGUACCCAGAAGCCUCCGCAGGGUCUGCGCUUCAUUCCUGGGAAACGGCGGUCGGGCAGCGCUGAUGACCUGCGAGCUUACAACGGGCUGACUCAGCAUGACCGCUUCAAGCCCCGCCCACCAAGCCCCACCUUUGCUCCAUUGUGUGGUCUGGACCAAUCAGAGGGCGGCGCUCACAGAGGCUGGCGGAGCAGAGGCAGAGCGAUGUCUUCAGCGUCUUCAGAUGAAGAUGAGAAGUUCUUCCUCCCCAACACGCGACCCAUGACCCCACUGGUCCUGAAUCCCAUCAGUCUCACUUCCAGCUGGGAUGAUGGAUCCGACACGGAGCCUCUUCAGCGCCUUCCAACGCCGGAGGAGAAGAUGAGGCAGCAGGCGGAGGCCGUCGCCGCUGAUAUAGUUCCCAUCAACGUAACGGGUGAGAGUUUUGACCGACAGGCCAGUUUUCGGAGAACAAUCUCUAAUGGCGACUCAUUAAAUCGAAGACCUCAUAAACUGAGCCGUCGUAAAACCGUUUCUGUGAUAUCAGACGAUGUCAUCCCCAAGCCUUCGGCUCCAGUGAAUCUGCCUGGCCAGUACUCAACAGUGGGUCGACUUCCUUCCUCAUCCUCCUCCUCACAUCAGCAAAAGAGCAUGGAGGAGGUGAUGGAGGAGAGUCAAAGGGGCAGAAAGGAGGGACCGUCUACCUCCAGGAGAAUCAGAGCCCCAAAGGGUGAAGUCAUGUCCAGCCUCAUGGCCUCCCUCACCUCCUCACCAAAUGUUGGCAAACAGCCCAACUCCUGUCACUCGUCUUCCUCUGAGAUCGACAGCCUCCCCCGUAUUCCUACCAACUCCUCUCUGAGCUCGGAGGUCAGCUUUAACAGCACCACCUACAGGACACUCAGUGCUUCCUCAUCUUACAGCCAGUCGCAGGAUCAGCAAGGUUUCCCAAGUGAUUUCCAGCCGCUGUUGCCCUAUGACUCCAAUACCAGAGUUAUACCCCAGUCUCCUUCUUCCUCAUCGUCUUGUUUUCCUUCUUCUCCUGUCAACUCCUGCAUCUCUGACACCCCCAGCCAAUUGCAAUCGGAGUGGUCUUAUCCCAGUGAUGGGCCUUUAAAUGUCGGCUCCUCUCACUACCUCUCCUCUUCAAGCAUCGCUGAUUCUGUGUCUCAGUUUAGUUACCAUGCUCUGGCUGAUCAGACCAUGACCCAGGAAAAUACCCAGAACUUCUCUGAUGGUGACUCCUGUAGUGGGGAAAGCUGGAGCUACAGACCUCUUUCCCCUGCCUCCAGCAUCCACAGCGGUUUCACUCAGGACACAAGAUGUGUCUCUGAAGAAGGCUGGAACUGUGAACCCCUUCUUUCUUCUGGUCGCUCCACCCCUCUCUGCAUUGACAACACCUCCCUUUGUUCAGAGAAGAUGUCUUCAUCUCCCUUGCUGAACCGGGAGAAAAGGAAGUCCAGCACUUCAGCGUUCUACUCUCGCUCUAUGACACGCAGCAUCUCCCUACGCAAGUCCAAGCGCCCACCUCCCCCACCGCUGCGCUCCGACUCUUUGAGGCGUCGGCCAGGUCGCAGCAAAGCCUCUCGUUCAACAACCAGCCCACGUCCUGACCGGAGCCCCCGUGUGGAUCGCAGCAGCUUGCAUACGCCUAAAUCAUCUCCUCAGACCUUCCCUGACCCCUGGGUGCCCCGGAGUAAUGCAAAACGCCGUCAGAGUGGUCUGAACUGCGGGACAGUCACAACCUUUGAGCCUUUAAGUCCAAACUCGCAAAAGGCAACUACCACUGACUCCGACCCUUCCAGUGCCAACCCAAUGAGCCCCAAACACUGCCAAGCGCUUAACCCUGGAUAUCCAAGUUCAGAGGAUAAAGACCUGAAACUCUCUCUCAACCAUCAACCCGACUCCUCUGUUGCUGGGCUUCAGCGCCUUGCCUCUCCAUCCAGUGGUUACUCCAGCCAGUCCAACACUCCCAGUCCUGGUACUCCAGUCUCUUCCCCCCAGAAUCCUUCCUCUCCUCUUACAGCAAGCCCAGGAGCAUUUUCCCUUCCUCCAACCUCCCCUUUCUUUACUUCAUGCUCUUCAACCUCACCAUUUUCCCCCACAGCCUCUUCCCUCUCCAGGACCAGGUCUCGAGGAAAAGAGAAGCCAAGGCCUCCAGUGCCACAGAGGAAGUCAUCACUUCUCUCUUCCUCAUUUUCCUCCUCCUCCUCUCUCUCCUCCUACACCUCAUCUGACUCCUUAGCCAGGCAAUCACUUCUCACUGGAAUACCUCCUCCUCCACCUCCUCCUCCUCCACUUCCACAGUCCACUCCCCCUGCUUCCAAGUUCUGCCCUCCAACUCCUGAUCUUCCUCCUCCUCCUCCUCCUCCUCCACUCCCACAGUACACCUUUCCAGUCCCUGAGUUUUGCCUUCAUGCUUCUUGUCUUCCACAUCCUCCUCCUCCUCCUCCACCUCCUCUUCCACAGUCUUCUCCUACAAUCCCUGGAUUCUGCCUCCCUAUAUCUCCAGCUAUCACUUCUAUCCCUCCACCUCCUGUACAGUCUUCCUCUUCUUCUCCUCCUUCACCACUUAAAACUCCUUCAAAGCCUGAAUUUUGCUUCCAUGUUCCUCCGUCUCUUACCAAGCCUCCUCCAUUUCCCAAUGGUCUCCCAGCUCUAUCUCUACAUCCUCCCCCUCCUCUACCUAUCCCGACCCGGCCUCCUCCUCCUCCCUACUCCUAUGCUGUGAGGCAGACUUUGCAUCACUCUCUGGCCUCCACAGUACCAUCCCACUUUGAUCCUUUGUCACUCUGCCAACCUUCUCAACCAUCUUUUGAAUUAUCUGACACAGCUGACUCUCCUCCUCUGCCACCUUCACCUCCAUCUCCUGCUCUCCCUGAACCUUCCUCCUUUUCUUUUCUCCCAUCAAGUUUGGGCACAUCUCCAAGGCCCCACUCUCAUCUGAUCACCGCUCAAGCGUUGCAGCGUGUCAAGCUCCGCUCGGUCAAAAAUCAGGCAGUACUGCAAACUGAACAUGACCCAACUGACAGCCAACUUCACCCUGAAGUUAGAGCUAACAGAAGCCAAAGGGAAAAGACUCAACAGGACUGUGAUGUGUUAAAUGAGUCAUUUCUUAAUUGUCUGGCCAAUGCUGAUGCAGAGGUGUCUGGAGCAAAACAAGCUACCUGGAACACAAAUCCAUUAAUAGUCAGUACUGAAGUAAAACAGUCAGAACUUUAUUGCAAAGACCCAAUAAAAAGUGAGAGCAGGAUUUCCACUGCAGAGUCAGGUGAAGCAAAGAUUCAAAGACAACAAGGCAGCUCAGUUAGUCAGAAAGACCAUGACGUUAAGUUUAGCAAAGAAAUCACACAAAAUGUCCGAGUCAAUGGGCAACAGAAUAAAGAUUCUGACAUGUGUCCCCCUGUGGCGAGUGUAAAUGUCUCCAGUCCUGACAGUCCGUGGGUAAAAAUGUGUCCUGAUGAUGGUGACACAUAUUGUAUGAAUAAUAAUAUCCAGAAUCCUCAAUUAGAGCAACUUUCCUCAGAAGCAGACUUUGCAAAGCAUAUAAAAUGUUUGAGAGAAAAUAAGACCAGCAUAACAGAAAAGAUAAACGAAUAUGAAAGAAAUGAAAAGAAUAAAUCAGAAAUACAAAAUAAGACUGAUGUGAAAAACAAUAAUACGGAUCUUCGGUCAAGCAACCCAAGGAAGCUGUACUCCCCAGAGAAACCUGUUCCCCCUAAGAAGCCUGAUCUGGGCAUUCUGGGUCCCUUGACAUCCCCAAAGCCUAGAAGAGGGCCAGGAGGGCCCAAUAGCCCUGGGCGUAUCACAGAGUCCUUUCCUAGACAUAACGCUUCAGAUUCCUUUAACACACAGUCCCAUACAUGUUCAUCUAGCAACAUGCCAUUGCCAAAGCACUUGACAGUCAACUCUGACAAUUCAGAAAUACCAGGAUGCUUGAUGAAGUCAAGAAACUCACCUGUCAGUUCUCCUCAAAGGCAGAAGCCACAGAUUUUCCACAAGAAGCCAGAUCCUUCGUUGACCUCUCCCAAAACAUCCAAACACACUGGAGAGAAACUCAACUGGACUUCAGCAACCGGUGAUACUUUAGAAACUCAGACCACAAUGGAAACCAGAAGCACCUUAGAAACUACAGCUGGUAAUACUUACAACAAAUCCUGCAGCUCAUCACAAAUGGUUGAUGCCUAUGAGACCCAUCACUCUUCAGGGUCCCCAUUAAUGGGGAUGGGCCCCUCAGGAGCCCGUAAAACCACUUCUACCUGGACAGAGGCAAUUCAGCCUGCGGUGGCUGAGCCUGGUUUUGGUAGGAUAAUUGGGACAAGGCAGCAGGAUGAGGAGAUUACCAACCACAGGAGGUUUAUGAAGUCCUCACUUGCUGAAGAUGAGGAAGAGGAGGAGGAGGAAGAUAGACUGGAAGAGAAGGAGAGGAAGAAAACAGUCAUGAUGAUGAUGAUGACGUCAUCCAACAAAAAAGGUAAAUCCAGGAGGGUGAGGAAGAGGCGGCCAGGCCGACAUUUGUUGAUAAUGUCCCAAAAUAUGGAGCCCUCUCCCUCAUCGUCAUCGUCAUCUUCCUCAUCUUCUUCAUCAUCAUCUUCAUCAUCAUCAGAAGAUGAACCAGAUGUGAUAAAAGAAAGGAUCAGCAGGCGAAGGAAAUUCAAAGUGUGCAACCAAGAGACAAGUGACUCUGAAAGCUCGUACACUCUGAUUGGUCAGAGCAGGAUUUCCCUCAGCAGUUUGCUGUCAACUGAGAGCCUGCAGGGGGAGCUAUCACUGCCAGACCUCCUGAUCAAAGAACCAGAUGAAGAGGAGGAGGAACCAGGAAAGGAAGAGCCCCAGCAGAAAGAUGAUGAGGCCAAGGAGGCCAGCAGGUCUUCAGAUGACGAUGUGUUCGUCAACGUUUCGGCGGAUCAGAUGUUGAUCUCUGGUCGUCCUCGAACUACAGAGGAUCUGUUCACCAUCAUCCACAGAUCGAAGAGAAAGAUGCUUGGAAGAAAAGACUUUGGAGAAGUCCCUCUGUCCUCCUCUUCGUCCUCCUCCUCUUCCCCUCUGGAGACUCCCACUGACCCCUGUCUGACCCGGGCAGCAGGGUUCAGGAACCCCAGGUCAGCCAGAAGUGAGAGUUUCAAGGCUCUCCUGCUGAGGAAGGGCAGUCGAGUCGAGGCGUCUUCCAGGAUCUCGGCGGUGGAGCGACUUUGUGUCGGUCAGUUUCCGCCUCCUGCUGACCCUCAGAAGAUGCCUCCUCCUCCCCUGACCUCUGACCCGUUGGAUGAUGGGAGGUCCAGCAGCUUUCUGUCUGUGAACGCCCCUCCUUUAUCUCCCUGUGAGCUCUCCAUGAUGUUUGGCUGGAGGCGCCGGGAUCUGAUGCUGCUCACCUCUUCCUCGCCUGUCCUCGUCUUCUCCUCCUCUCACAUGCGACCUCGCUCCCUCACUCCCCCCUGCUCCAGCAGCCGACGGUUCGCCGGACGCUGCCGCCUCUUCGCCGCCCCCAUGACCGCCAUCUUGGAAGGGGAAGAUGAGGAGGAAGAUGGGGAGAUUUUAGUUGGAAGAGAAUCCAAUCUGAGCAUGGUUGAGGCUUCUUAACCGACACGUUUACAGACAAAAGCAGCUCUGAAGUGUGUGGAUCUACCUGGACUGACUUUGGCUUAGCUGAUUGGACCCAAGCUUCCCACAUAAGCCUAAUUCCAGCCCUUAUGGGUCCCCUCAUGACCAUGGACUGAAUUCCUCCAGAACUUAAACUCAUUAGCCAUGUUUCCAUUAAGUAUUGCAUUAGAAAAUGUUGAUGGAAACAGUCAAAUUCUCCAAUCCACUGGUGGAGCUGAGCCUUACCAGAGGCACCAAACCAGAAACAUUUAAAGUCCAUGCUAGCUAAAAGCCUCUACUUCCUGUUUAUUACAGCCAUGCGUAGCGUCGACCUGGUUGAUGGAAACACAUCAAACUUGCAUCGUCUUUUUUGCGACAUGUGAAAAGUUCACUCAAAAUUCUCCUGACGGAUGGAAACAUCUAAUGUUCAAUUUCAUUUCUUUACUGUCAUUGAUUGUUUUGCACUUUCUGGUGAAAAUUUUGUUUCCUGACAGGAGAUUUUUCUAACUUUAACAAAAUUCUGAUUCAUUUUUUCUCAUAAAGUUUCUAGGUUUUUUUUGUAAUUAUGAUUGAUAACUUAGUUAUAUUUGAAAACUUACCAGUAAAGCAGUGGCUAACUGACAGUUAGCUUGCAGGACAGCGAGUGCAAAGGCUUCGCAGUAUGACCAUUUACCAUUUAACACACUCAAAGCAAUACUCUAAAUAUUUUACAAAUGUAACUUUGCCUCUACAAUCCUGUGAAUUUGAUGUAAAUGGUGAGAAACCCAGUUCUCAGUCGGACUCUUCUCUAGGAACUCUGUUUAAACGUUGGACUUUAUCUACCUGAUUUACUUUUUGAUAUCGUUUGCAGUUUCCACUGAAGUUAGUUUCACUUUUUUCAGAUUUUACUACUGGAUGUUUCUCUUAUCUAGUGAUGAUGUCACACUUUGAAAUCCACAGUUUCAUCUCCAGAUGUGCAGUUUAUCCAUGAGAUAACAGGUUCGCCAACAUUACUCCUGAACUUUUCUUGUUUACAGUAUAAAAGUACAAAGCUGCACAAAGUCAACAACAAUCUUUAAAUACCCAUAUUUAAUAACCUGGAGUCAGGUAGAAACCUAUUGACUGUAAAGGUUUUAUUUCUCUACACUUGGAGACAUAACUCAUAUUUACUAUGAAUGUUUAGUCUUUUUAUACAUCAUGUUUCUAACAGUUACUCUGAACUCCACUAUAACUUUGUUUGGAUUAGGAAAAAAACAUAUUUUUAAGUGAAUUUAAGUGUUUCUGGUUUUAUUUUUGUUUCUUACAGGUUGAGAUAUUUCUUAACCUGCUUUCCUCUGUUGUCAAGACGACUGAAAUGAACGCGGUAAUAUUUGUUUUCUGUAAAUAACUCUGGUUGGCUCUAAUUUCUUAUCUUGUUUUCAUGUUUUUACCUGAUUUCGUAUUUGUAGCAUCUCAAUAAGUAAAAGUCUGUUUGACUCUCCAGAACUAGAGGAAGUAGAAAAAAGACAUUUAAUGGCUAAGAGGAUGUUUGCUGUUCAGUUUGGGGAUCCGUUUGUUUCCUCAGUGUGAAUGUAAAAGCAGGUCGGAUGUAAUAAAUGUUAAAUAAUAAAACAGUUUAGAAAGGAAGAAGCACUGUGAAGUAAUUUAAAGAGAAGGGAACUGAAUGUGUUUAGAAAGAAGAGUUUAUAUGUAAGAAGACAUAUUACUGAAGCAAUAAAGAAAAAACUCUGGAUUCGUCUCAUCA
Messenger RNA from Xiphophorus couchianus (Monterrey platyfish), 9022 nucleotides. RefSeq names its product NHS-like 1a (gene nhsl1a). NCBI's taxonomy places the organism in Eukaryota, Metazoa, Chordata, Actinopteri, Cyprinodontiformes, Poeciliidae. The record is from RefSeq and is a predicted model, not a curated record. The transcript has 8 exons. Bases 1609 to 7299 code for a protein of 1896 amino acids. Gene Ontology annotation, biological process: cell differentiation.